Messenger RNA from Alnus glutinosa, 844 nucleotides. RefSeq names its product large ribosomal subunit protein uL22y. Gene Ontology annotation, molecular function: structural constituent of ribosome. Gene Ontology annotation, cellular component: ribosome; cytosolic large ribosomal subunit. The record is from RefSeq and is a predicted model, not a curated record. Gene Ontology annotation, biological process: cytoplasmic translation. Lineage: Eukaryota; Viridiplantae; Streptophyta; Magnoliopsida; Fagales; Betulaceae. The coding region runs from base 110 to 661 and encodes 183 amino acids. The transcript is spliced from 7 exons.
UCACCCUUUAUAAAACGACUCUACCGCCUCCUGUUCUACUCUCUGCUGCUUAAGAGCAAAUCAAAGCUUCACCUAGGCAGCUGCACCUUCCUCAUCGUUAUCAGCCGCCAUGGUGAAGUACUCCAGAGAGCCCGACAACCCCACCAAAUCCUGCAAGGCCAGGGGCUCCGACCUCAGGGUUCAUUUCAAGAACACUAGGGAGACUGCCUUUGCCAUCAGAAAGUUGCCAUUGGUCAAGGCUAAGAGAUAUUUGGAGGAUGUACUUGCCCACAAACAGGCGAUCCCCUUUCGACGCUUCUGCCGUGGUGUGGGUCGGACUGCUCAGGCGAAGAACAGGCAUUCAAAUGGACAAGGACGCUGGCCUGCUAAAUCUGCUAAAUUCAUCCUAGAUUUGCUCAAGAAUGCUGAGAGUAAUGCUGAGGUGAAGGGUCUGGAUGUUGAUGCUCUCCACAUAUCUCACAUCCAGGUGAACCAAGCACAGAAGCAAAGGCGUCGUACCUACCGUGCUCAUGGAAGAAUCAAUCCCUACAUGUCAUCUCCUUGCCAUAUUGAGUUGGUUUUGUCCGAGAAGGAAGAACCUGUCAAGAAAGAGCCUGAGAGCCAGUUGGCGACUAGCAAAUCUAAAAAGUCUCAAGCUCUACGCAGCGGUGCUUCCUCUUGAGUGGCAGUCGUAGAACCAACAGUUGAAACGGUGUCCCCGAAUUUGUUGCUACUACUCUUUUGCCUUUUGAUGGGAGUCUUGUUUAUUGUCAUAUAGAAUGAGCUGUUAUUUAGAUGAUUUGAAUGACUUUUUUUUCCCUUUCAAACUCUAUUUAGUUCAAUCGUCAUUGAGAUUUUUCUUGGA